Messenger RNA from Ciona intestinalis (vase tunicate), 2692 nucleotides. Its product is annotated as S1 RNA-binding domain-containing protein 1-like. Gene Ontology annotation, biological process: nucleobase-containing compound metabolic process; translation. Gene Ontology annotation, molecular function: structural constituent of ribosome; mRNA binding. The record is from RefSeq and is a predicted model, not a curated record. NCBI's taxonomy places the organism in Eukaryota, Metazoa, Chordata, Ascidiacea, Phlebobranchia, Cionidae.
UAUUUAUUUAUAUUGUAGAAACCCUGCUAAUGAAACAUGCUAUUUGUAUAUUGUUGUGUUUGUACAUGUAAUUAAAAACUUUGAAAAUGGGCGAAAGCCGUGAGAAAUGGGACAUUGCACAUCUACUUUCCGAAAGACUAAAUGUGGAUAAAAACACAGCAAACAACAUCAUACAAAUGAUAGAAGUACAAGAGUGUACAAUACCAUUCAUUUCAAGGUAUAGGAAAGAGGUAACUCAUGGAAUGGAUCCAAAUACGUUGCGCAUGUUUUUGGACACCCUUAAGGAACUCAGAGAUGUUCAAAAAAAAGCUACAACAGCAAUUAGGCAAGUUCAAAAACAAGAACCUUUGGACCAUGCAGUUGUUGAAUCACUAAAUGCUGCUGAAACUGUAGAAGAGAUCAAUGUUUUACUUGCACCAUACAAGGUUGAUAAGAAAACUUUAGCAUGCCGUGCACGCACUUUGGGUUUGGAUAACGCUGCAAAAGCUAUACUAAACAAUCCCAGGCAACUUAUCAAUUUAAAUGAAUGGGUUAAAAAAGACUGUGAAGGUCGUGCCAAUUUAAAAGAAGUUAAAACUGGAGUGAAGCAUAUUAUCUGCGAAGCCAUUGCUAGAGACAAAACUACUCUUGAGCGGAUAAAAAGAUACUUGAAACCAACAUGUUUAACAUUAGAAGCAAAAAUGUCUGCCUCAAAGAAAAAGGCAAUGGAUGCUGAAAAAGAAAAAGGUGGUCAUAGCACAAGCCAAAACACUUCGAAAUUUGAAUGCUACCAUCAUUUUCAACAUAAUGUUUCAGCUCUUCGGUCGUAUCAAGUACUUGCUAUUAACAGGGGAGAGGCAUUAAAAGAGUUAACUGUUAAAAUCCACAUUAGUGAAAGAGCCGAAAAUAAUUUCAUCGAUUGGUGUAACUAUAAAUGGGCGGAAGAACAUAAAUAUGAAGAUAUGAAAACCUUAUUAAAAGAAUGUGUUACAGAAGCAUAUACCCGGCUGCUUAAACCUCAAGUAUUAAGAAAAACCAGGUCUGAAUUAACGAAAACGGCACAGAUGGAUUCUGUUCAUGUGUUUGGAAGAAAUCUAAAAAAACUGCUGUUAACAAGCCCAGUACGAGGUAAAAUCAUUUUAGGAAUUGAUCCUGGAUACAAAAAUGGAUGCAAAUGUGCUGUAGUUUCAUCAAAUGGAAUGGAAAUUCUGGCAGUUGAUGUGUUCUAUCUACACCAUGCAAACCCAGCAGUUUCCAAACUGCUUCAACUUCUUAACAAAUUUAACAUUCAACUAAUUGGCAUUGGAAAUGGAACAGCUUGUAGAGAAACAGAAGAACUGGUAUCCCGUUUUAUUUAUGUUUCUUGUAAAAAAGAUCUCAAAUACUGCAUUGUCAAUGAGAGUGGUGCUUCAAUCUACAGUGUAACGGAAGAAGCAAAGCAGGAGAUGCCAGAUCUUGAUCCCAAUCUUCGCAGUGCUGUAUCAAUUGCAAGGAGACUUCAGGAUCCUUUGGUAGAACUUGUAAAGAUUGAUGCCAAGCAUCUUGGUAUAGGAAUGUAUCAGCAUGAUAUACCAGAUAUUUUAAUGAAAGCCACACUCCAGUCAGUGGUUGAAGAUUGUGUGACAUUUGUAGGUGUAGAUCUGAAUGUUGCUGGUGCCUCUUUGCUAAGACAUGUGGCUGGGUUGAAGAAGACACAGGUGGACAAAAUACUAAAGUGGAGAGAAAAAAAUGGACCUUUCAUCAACAGGGAUCAGUUGCUUGAGGUUCCUGGAGUAGGAAAAAAGACAUUCGAACAAUGUGCUGGAUUUAUGCGAAUUGUUCAGAAAGCCAACACCCCUUCAGAAUGUCAGAAAAAGUCAGUUAAAACUGAACAUGUGAAAACUGAACCAACAGAUAAAAGGAAACGUAAAAUUACAGCAACAUCAAAGAACUCUAAAAAACAAAAGUUGCAUCAUGAAGUUAAUCCACUUGACCAAACUUGGAUUCAUCCAGAGUCAUAUAAAACAACAGAACAAUUUUUGAAGAAAAUAAAUUUGUCAUCUUCUGAGGUUGGUAAAGAUUAUUUCAUUUCGAACAUAAAACAAGCAGUUCGGAAAAAAACAAUUUCUCAAUUUGCUAAUGAACUGGAAGUAGGGGAACCAACAUUACAGUUGAUAAUUGAUGGAUUAUCGGCUCCAUGUGGGUAUCGAGAUAUUCGGAAUGUAACAUCACAUUUUUAUAAGACUGGAAUCAGUUGUAUUACUGAUUUAAGGUGUGGAACUACAAUGCAGGGCAAAGUGUCAAAUGUGGUUGAUUUCGGGAUCUUUGUUGAUAUAGGAGUUGGGACAGAUGGGUUAGUACACUCAAGUGAUAUGAAAGGAAAAUGGGAAGAACUGAGACAUGUACUUGGGCCAAAUGAUCUCAUCUCUGUUGCCGUUACGAAUGUAAACAAGCCGAAAAAGCGCAUAUCAUUAAGGCUUGUAAAAACUGAUGUUGUUGAAACUAAGUUCAUGUAAUCACUGCUAAGUUUAUACUGUUUUAUUAUCACUGUUCUUCUGUACUUGUAUUUUCUGCUAUCAUACUGAUACUAAAGAGUGUAUUCUGUUGGUUCUUGGCCACUUUUUGUUUAUCCAUGGUUGUUUAUUUGGUUCAUUGCAUUCAACGUCAUAUGUUACACUGUGUAUUACUUUAGGUUUAAGUUAGGAAUAUUUAACAGUUAUUAAAUUUAAAAGAA